AUGGAGCAUCAAGCCCCUGAGGACGGUGAGCAGACUUUUCAAGGUUCUUACUAUGUCAUGAUGAACCGCCUUUCUCCUUUGUCUGUGAAGAAGCCCUCUCUGCCCAAACGCCCGUAUUUCUCCGCCAAGUUCUAUUACUUGGACUCUUCUUCGCCAGCCGAGUCUUUCAGCAGCGCCCGGACUACAACUGACGACUAUGUCUAUGAUGAUGACGCUGAAUCUUCAGAUAGCUUCAACAGCGUCGAAUUCAACGACCGGCGGCGCGAUGCCAGAAAGCAGGAGAAAGUGCACUAUUCCAUUCUGAAAGACACUUAUCUUACCAGCCUCGAGUUGGCAAUGUCCAGGCUACCCCUGAACGACCACCGCCGGGAACUCCUGGUGGACGAUUGUCAGUCCGAGAAAGAGGAUCUUCCAAGCAAACUCGCCGAGGCUGUCAAAUUGCCAUCAGCCCCUGAGGCAGAUGACUUGGCCGCUUCCACAGACCUUGCACAAAAUCAACAGCUUAACCUACCAUAUCGCUUCAAGGACACCGUCAAAAUCACAGGCCAGAGCCAGGUUGACGAGCAUGAGGACCAGACAGACACCAACGAUGUUUUAGCACAUACGCAAGACCCGAUCGACGCAUCAGCCAUGCUCGGCGCAGGUGACAGUACUGAUGUGCGAGCACCAACCGAGCACUUGGAACACGACGAGAAUACUGAGGACGUCGAGGAAGAGGGCCAAAAGCACACAGAAUCAGGCCCUGUCCAAGAACCAAAGUCAGACUGUACAGUCCAAAUCAAUGAGUACUUUGAGAUCCGGAACACCUCUUUGGGCGGCUCUGGCUCGUUCUCGCGGAAGGACCUCAAGCGCGGCGAUGUCAUCCUCCGGGAGAGCUUCAUCAUCCGAACGAACAGCUAUACUAUGGAGGCGCAAUUCGAGAGCCUCGAUGUCGUCGGCCGCCGGGCCUAUCUCUGCCUCCACCCUCACUGGCCCCUGAAUCAGGAGAACUUGGACGUCAUGAAUGCCAUUUGUCACACAAACGCUUUCAACAUCGGAGGUGGCACCGCAGUCUUUCCCAUAGCGGCUAGAUUCAACCACAAGUGUUCGUCCAUGAGCAACAUCGACUUUGACUACGACCGCCGCGCCGGCCUCAUGGUGUUCACCGUCAAGGCGGAGACAGUUGCGGCUGGCGAGGAGCUGACGCUAUCGUAUGGCGGCAACCCGAGGACCCUGCACGAGCGCUAUGGAUUCUUCUGCCAAUGCGGCGGCUGCGAAGGAUGGAGCCAGGAGCAGGCCGACGAGCUGCAGAAGCUUAACUGGGGCUGUUGA
Molecule: messenger RNA, 1311 nt
Organism: Pyricularia oryzae 70-15
Lineage: Eukaryota; Fungi; Ascomycota; Sordariomycetes; Magnaporthales; Pyriculariaceae
Exons: 3
Coding region: 1-1311 (436 amino acids)
Molecular function (GO): protein binding
Source: RefSeq, a predicted model, not a curated record